Molecule: messenger RNA, 1281 nt
Organism: Diospyros lotus (date-plum)
Lineage: Eukaryota; Viridiplantae; Streptophyta; Magnoliopsida; Ericales; Ebenaceae
Product: GDSL esterase/lipase At5g55050
Exons: 5
Coding region: 19-1164 (381 amino acids)
Molecular function (GO): hydrolase activity, acting on ester bonds
Source: RefSeq, a predicted model, not a curated record
AGAGAGAGAGAGAGAGAGAUGGCGGGUUGCAGUAUGAUCAGUAUCAGCUGGAGCUUUUACUUUUGGGUGUGGGUUAUGGUGAUGAUAAUGAUAAUGAGCUUCAUGACUACUGCUACUAGUAGUAGUAGUAGGAGUAGUUUGAGGGAAGCGGGUGGGAAAGUACCAGCAAUCUAUGUGUUCGGAGACUCCUUAGUAGACGUCGGCAACAACAAUCACUUGAAGACCUCCUUCGCCAGAGCCGAUUUCCCUCACAACGGCAUCGACUUUCCCGGCCGACACCCCACCGGAAGAUUCUGCAACGGCAAAAACUCUGCUGAUUUUCUCGCUGAGAAAGUGGGAAUGGAGAGCCAGCCUCCUUAUCUCGGCCUCAACGAUACCAAAAUUGCAUUUCCUCUCACGGGUGUCAACUUCGCGUCUGGAGGUGCUGGAAUCUUCAAUUCCACCGAUCAAAAAUAUGGUCAAUCAAUUCCUUUAACCAAGCAAAUAGAGUUCUACAAGAUUGUGUACGAGGAUGUGGUAAAACAGCUAGGGUCGACCGCCGCCGAGCGCCACCUCUCCAAGUCGCUCUUCGCCGUGGUGAUCGGUAGCAACGACUUGCUCGACUACUUCAAGUCCGGCUCCCGCCCCUCCACCCCAAAGGAGCAUGUUGAUCUCAUGGUUUUCAACCUCAAACAUGCUUUGAAGAGGCUGCACGAUUUUGGUGGGCGGAAAUUUUUGGUGGCUGGGGUUGGAGCAGUGGGUUGCUGUCCCUCCCAGAGGACACAGAACACAAACAAAUCUGAAGAAUGCAACGACGAAGCGAACCACUGGUCUGCCAAAUACAACCAAGGGCUCAGGGCAAUGUUGAAGGCACUCAGCUACGAGCUUAAGCCCUUCAAAUACUCCUACCUCGACAUCUUCACUGUCUUUGCCGACUUCAUCCACUCACCCUCCAAAUAUGGGUUUACAGAGUAUAAAGCUGCAUGCUGUGGGAUAGGGACUCUGAAUGCUGAUCUUCCAUGCCUGCCAAUAUCCAGCGUCUGCGACAACAGAAGCAGCCAUGUGUUCUGGGAUUUGUACCAUCCCACUGAAGCUUCGGUUCGCAUCUUCGUGGACUUGGUUUUUGACGGCUCGCCCCCUUACGCAGUUCCCAUAAACGUGGAGCAGCUAAUUGCUGCUGCCUGAAAUAUUAAUUGGUCUUAGAUUAAUAACCAAUUGGAGAGGAUGAAAUCAACUAUAGUUGCAUUAUGUAUAUGGGGGAGCUGCUUAAUCUUCACUUGCUACUUGGUGGUUGUGCUUGGA